Molecule: messenger RNA, 3090 nt
Organism: Coccomyxa subellipsoidea C-169
Lineage: Eukaryota; Viridiplantae; Chlorophyta; Trebouxiophyceae; Coccomyxaceae
Exons: 15
Coding region: 1-3090 (1029 amino acids)
Molecular function (GO): RNA polymerase II CTD heptapeptide repeat phosphatase activity
Source: RefSeq, a predicted model, not a curated record
AUGGCCAUGGCGUUCAGUAUGACCCCGGGUCGCUGGCCGCGGAACAAGACCUGUAAGAAGGAUGUGCGGCUGGUGCUGCAUGUUUUGACCGGAGGUUCAUGCGUGGCACUCUUGCCAUCGCCACAACUCACACCAGAGGGCACGAAGGUGUUGGAGGAGCAGCAUGCGCAGUGCCUUGGGGAGAACAAGGCGGCAGUCGUUGCAGCGAGCGACAAACUGGACCUGCUGCUCGUUGCUGAGAGAGCCUUAGACGGCGAGACUCCUGUGCCCGUGUUUCUGGGCUAUGUUGUGGCGCGUGGCACGGCCGAGACAGCGCGUGGCGGGGCGGAGGCAGCUGCGGCCUUGAUUGAGAACAUGCGGCUGCCACUGGUGCUGGACCUGGAUGAGACCCUGCUGGAGGCCUUCACAGCCAACCAGCUGAGGAAACAUAUCAAGGACCUGUCAGCGGAAAUAGAUGGGGGCAAUUGGAGUAACGUAGAGAAGAAGCUGCAGCUGAAGAGGGAGAAAGCUUUCAAGGAGGAGGACUAUAACUUACUGGUGCAAUUCAUACAGACAAACAGCGUCACAUUGAACGGCCAGAUUCACAAAGCAUGGCCUGGCCGGGAGCGCUUUGAGGUGUAUGUGUGCACAACGGCGGAUCGCUCAUACGCGCUGGAAGCCUGGAGGCACCUGGAUCCGAGUGCGCUCCUCAUUCCCUACGCGGAUCGCCGGAAGCGCUUUCACAAUGUGCACCAAGACAAGGACUCCAAAGACAAGGACGGUAAUGUCAAACCAGUGAAGGAUCUUGCGCAUGUCAUGGGCCUGCUGGGGCACCCCUGGUCCGCGCCCUGCACGCCCCCCAACUCGGCCAUGCCCCUCGCAGUCAUCAUCGACGACCAACCAGCAGUGUGGACGGCUGAGUCGCAGGGGCAGUUGUACCAGGUGGAGAAGUUCAACCCGCAACGGCUCGCAGGAGUGCACGACGGCGUGGCAAUGCACGAUCAGGAGCAUGUGCGCAGCCUGGCGGAGGAGCUGGAGGGCGUGCAGGACGUGCUGUGCAAAACGCGCGGCUGGAUGUACAACACCAUGGAGGGCCACCCCAGGGACAGCCUGCGCAAACAGAUCUUGGAUGCCAAGCCGCUGAAGAUCAGGGACAUACGCGAGGGGCGGCCUUUUGCCAGGCACCAAUGGCCGCGCAUCUGCCACCUGCUCAGCAAAGCGAAGAAGGGAACCUUGGAAGCUGUGCCAUUAGAGCUCUCCCCGGCCAACUCAUACGGGGCCACCGUCAACGCCGGAACCGGGCAGCCGCCUGCAGCCGCCGCUGCUGCCCGCAAGCCUGUGGAUUCCCGGCGGGGCUGCCUUCCUGACGGCCAGCCCGGCGCGGCCGCGCUCUUCGCUCGGGGCGCUCCAGCUGGGGCCGCGGCGGGCUGCAAGCAAAACCCUGCACCACCCCCCAGGGGGUCUGCGGCCCCGGCCGCAGCGGCCGCAGCGGCGGACUUAACACGAAGAGGGAGCAAUGCAGCGGCGGGGCCGUCGGGCGCACCUCCCAAGCAGUUCGGGAAUUUGCGGGCGGCUGUAGAUCCGCGGAUGAUGGCGGUGGCGCCGGCCGGCGCGCAAUCAAAACCCCCGGGACAGGGGGUGAAACCCCGGGGGCAGCCUCCGCCGGGGAGAGGCCGAGUGCAGCCUGCCGCCCCAGGCCGGGCACCUGCCCCCGGCGCUAAGGCUGGCACCGCUGUGCCAGCCAAGCCAGCAGCGUCACGAGCAGCGCCGCAGCAAGCAGGUCAGGGAAUGGCGGCCGGCAGCAGCGCGCAGCCGGGCAGGAAACGAAGCCUUGAGGGGCAAGACGACGCCGCCGCAGACAAAGCCAAGCGGCCGAUGAUUCACGCAAACGGCAGGCGCCGGCCGUCGCUCAGCCCGAACUUGGAGAUGACCUGGAUGCAGCUCAAAGACAAGCCCCAUGCCGAGUCUGCCGCACCCGCUGCUGCCGCCACGGCUGCAUCCGCUGCCGGCACAGGAGGUGCUGCAGAGGGUGCACCACAGGCCAGCCGCCCAGCAGCAGCCGGCGCCACACAAGGGCAACAGCCGCAGAUGCUAUCAGUGCAGCUCCCCAGCGAUGAGGACGGGGCAGGACCAGUGCCGAUGGAGGCGUCGCCAUAUCGGACGCCGGCUAAGCCACCAGCGGGGCCCAGCGCGCAGCAGAUUGGCCAGGCGACUCCCGAGGGGAUACCCCUGGGCUUUGGGGGGUCCAACCUGCCGCUCAGAUCCCCCGGCAGCUCCAAGGGGCGGGGCAGACGGCCUAGCGCGUCCCCGGCUGCCACCAGCGCAGCAAGGAGGCGGGCCAGUGCGCCAGCCGGCCCCACUGACACUCCAAAUGGGCCGAACGAUGCGAGUGACGGCACGCCCGCACAGCCGCCCCGCCAACAAGGGGACUCCAGCCCGCUCCCAGCCAGCGUGCGUGCGACGCAAACCACAUCAUUUCCCCCUGAGUGUCAGUUUGGCAGCCUGGACGAGCUGCCCGCCGCGGUGAGGGAGCAUGCAGUCUUGAGGCAACGCCGGCUGCAGUACCACACCUGGAAGGUCGAGGACUGGUGCUGCGCGCGCGUGCUCCUGGGUCCCAAGGUGCUGGGGUUUGGCGUACAUAGGGAGCUGCAGCCUGCUAAGGACAGCUGCAUCAAGAAGGCCUGUGACAAAGUGGAGGAAGGCAUGAAGAGGGGGCUGACGUGGCUAGAUGAUGAGCAGCCCGUGGAUGCGCGCUCAGCCAUUAACAGAGCCGAGCACUUGUACCCCGGCAGGCUGCAGUGGGCCAGUGACAACCGGGAUGGGGACAACAAAAAGGCUGUGAGACUGAGCCUGGACAACGGAGCGCUGACGGCGGAGGCAUGGGCGCAGACAGAGGUGCAGGCAAAGCGGAAAGUGGCUCUCUGCGUCCUGCUAGAGCUGGGCUGCCCCUUGGAUGACACUGAGGACAAACCAGACUCCUUCUCGGCGCUCCCAUCUGUGCAUGCCAGAGGCACGCGUGCCCAGUCUGGGACGGAGGCAGAGCAGAGGGCAGAGCAAUGCACAGCAGCCAUGCAGGGCCAGUCCGUGGUCCAGCAGUACAAGGAGCCAUGA